ACGAUCCUCUCGACGUGAAUCCAUAAAUGAACGGUGGGCUCGGCGGCCGCACCAUGGCGCACCGGCCCCUGAUUGGCUCGGUGCUGCGCCGGAAUAAACCCACUCGGCGUAUAUAUGAGGCGGUGAGGUGUGACACUUCCAAGAAAGCGAGCAAAGCCUCACGCUUAAAAAAAAAACAAAAAAAAAACAACAACAACAAAAAGAAGCUUCAACAGGCCAAGCAGGAGGACGAUGAGGGCGCAGAUCCAAAAAGUUCCGCAGAUCGUGGAACUGCUGAGGAAGAAGUCCGUGGGGCUGCAGCAGCUCAAGCCCACGUCGUCGGUGUGCGUCCUGGAGGGGAAGGAUGCUGUGGAGGCUGCGCGCUGCCCGCACGCCUCCCCCUCCUCCUUCCCCCAGGGGGCGCACAGUCUGGAUGCCAUUCCCGGACCCACCAACUGGCCUCUGGUCGGCAGCCUGGUGGAGCUCCUGCGCAAAGGAGGACUCACCAGACAACACGAAGCGCUGGUGGACUAUCACAAAAGGUUCGGUAAGAUCUUCCGCAUGAAGCUGGGCUCCUUCGAGUCGGUGCACAUAGGCGCGCCUUGCCUCCUGGAGGCGCUCUACCGCAAGGAGGGCGCGCACCCGCAGAGGCUGGAGAUCAAACCCUGGAAAGCUUACAGGGACCUGCGGGACGAGGCGUACGGGCUCCUCAUCCUUGAGGGGAAAGACUGGCAGAGGGUGAGGAGCGCCUUCCAGCAGAAGCUGAUGAAGCCGACAGAGGUGGUGAAGCUGGACGGCAAAAUCAACGAGGUGAUGGAAGAAUUUGUGGACAGAAUUGGAAAAAUCAGCGUGGAUGGGAAGAUUGGAGACUUGUACUUCGAACUCAAUAAAUGGUCUUUUGAGACCAUUUGUCUGGUGCUUUACGACAAGCGCUUCGGUCUGCUGCAGGAGAAGGUCGACGAGGAGGCCACCAACUUCAUCACCGCCGUCAAAACGAUGAUGAGCUCGUUUGGCAUGAUGAUGGUGACGCCCGUAGAGCUCCACAAGAGCCUCAACACCAAAACAUGGCAGGACCACACCGCCGCUUGGGACCGCAUCUUCAGUACAGUCAAAGUUUACAUCGACAAGAAGUUGAAGCGGAGCUCCCCGGGAGCGCCGGACGACUUGAUCGGCGACAUCUUGCAGCACAGCAGCCUGUCCAAGAAGGAGCUGUACGCCGCCAUCACCGAGCUGCAGAUCGGCGGCGUGGAAACGACCGCCAACAGCAUGCUGUGGGCUAUUUUCAACCUGUCGCGGAACCCCGCCGCCCAGAGGGAGCUGCUGAGCGAGAUCGCGAGAGUGGUGCCCGCCGACGGGCACCCGUGCGGAGAACACCUGAAGAGCAUGCCCUACCUCAAAGCCUGCCUCAAAGAGUCCAUGAGGUUAUCGCCAUCCGUUCCAUUCACAAGCAGGACCCUGGACAAAGACACUGUGUUGGGCGAUUACGCCAUUCCCAAAGGAACAGUUCUGAUGAUCAACAGCCACGCCAUCGGCGUCAACGAGGAGUACUUCGACGACGGCAAGCGCUUCAAGCCCGAGCGCUGGCUGCGCGAGAACAGCACCAUCAACCCCUUCGCCCACGUCCCCUUCGGCAUCGGCAAGAGGAUGUGCAUCGGCCGGCGGCUGGCCGAGCUGCAGCUUCAGCUGGCCCUGUGCUGGCUGGUACGAGACUACGAGAUCGUGGCGACGGACGACGAGCGUCUCGAUGUCAUCCACUCGGGAUUAUUGAUUCCCAACAGAGAACUGCCGGUGGCCUUCGUCAAGAGAUGAGGCGCUGUGUUCCUCCCAACGGAAAGAUGGCACCGCUGCUGCACCACUGACUCCCAGUAUUGCUGCUCUGUAAAUAGAAAAACAUAAAAUUGCUUAACAUGUAAUCACGCCAUGAAUACCUCAAACUUAUUUAAAACUAUUACUCAAGAAUGUGGAUGGGCAAAAUACCAGUUAUUGUGUACAAAUUGAGCUUAGGCAGCUGUCUUUAAAUCUUAUUAUUAACGUCCUGUAUGUAGAUGUUAAACUAUAACUAUAUGUUGUUUAUUUUUUAUUGUGUAUAUAAAGUGCAAUUACGAUGUACAUUAUUUACGUAGACAUAUUCGUGUGAAUAAAAACAUGAAAAAAAAAUAAAACAAAGCAUUCUUGUUCUUUUCAAACCAACAAAUCUUGUCAAGUAUUUAGGACAUUAUGUAUACAUUUGUCGUGCCUGUGUUUAUUUUAUUUUCAUUGUGUAUAUUAUGUGCGAUUUUAUUCAU
Messenger RNA from Phycodurus eques (leafy seadragon), 2264 nucleotides. RefSeq names its product 1,25-dihydroxyvitamin D(3) 24-hydroxylase, mitochondrial (gene cyp24a1). The transcript has 12 exons. NCBI's taxonomy places the organism in Eukaryota, Metazoa, Chordata, Actinopteri, Syngnathiformes, Syngnathidae. The record is from RefSeq and is a predicted model, not a curated record. The coding region runs from base 232 to 1788 and encodes 518 amino acids. Gene Ontology annotation, cellular component: mitochondrial inner membrane. Gene Ontology annotation, molecular function: oxidoreductase activity, acting on paired donors, with incorporation or reduction of molecular oxygen; heme binding; monooxygenase activity. Gene Ontology annotation, biological process: cellular response to peptide hormone stimulus; glucocorticoid biosynthetic process; cortisol metabolic process.